AUGGAUAAGCCAAUCCCAGCUUUUUAUGCCUGCUACCUCUUACGCUCAACGGUUCGUCACGCCUCGCUGUACGUUGGUAGCACACCCAAUCCUGUGCGCCGGCUCAGACAACACAAUGGAGAGUCGAAAGGAGGAGCCGUGCGGACUUCGCGCGACUCAUCCCGGCCCUGGGAAAUGACGUGUCUCGUCACCGGAUUUCCCAGCAAGGUAGCAGCCUUGCAAUUCGAAUGGGCAUGGCAAAACACACAUCUCACCCGCCACGUCUCCCCGAACUCUCGCCUCGCUUUGUCCAAGAUGGCUGUGCGAUUCUCCGCAAAGACGGGACGAAUGCGUAAACGCUCAGCGAGGCCUCGACUCUCCCUGACCGAUCGCCUCGCCAAUCUUCAUUCCCUUCUCCGCUCAGGCAGCUUCCAACGAUGGCCCCUCAAGGUCACCUUUUAUGCCGAUGAUGUGUUUCGUGUCUGGCAGAAGUGGACGGCGCACGAGUCUUUAAGCCUACCAGACCGUCUAGAGGUACGGUGCAAUGAGCCCUCCCGGCCACCAUCAACGACUGUCGGAGGUGACACUGACGGCGGUGCGGGAAUCUAUACUUUGGACGUGGGCUACAAAGCUCUGAAACCGCAGCUGGAGAAGAGCAAGGCAGUCCUGAGCGCUGCUCGUCCUUGCGCAUUUUGCUCGCAGCCACUAUCGUCUGAUGGUUCGAGCAGCCUGGUGUGUUCCCAAGAUCGGUGUCAUACUGCUGGGCACCUCACAUGCUUUGCCUCCGCCUUUCUAAAAGAUGAUGGCCAAGCUUUGAUCCCAAUAGCAGGCGGCUGUCCUGGUUGUGGUACAAGGUUGCAAUGGGUGGGCCUGGUCCAGGAGUUGAGCUUGCGCAUGCGAGCACCGAAGGAUGUGGAGAAGAUCCUGAACCCGAAGAAGGCUCGCAACGGGAAACAGGCUACCGACACGCUAAUGGCAGAUGGAAAGCAACUUGCGGAAGACGACGACGAGGAUAUGGAGAUUGAUGCGCCGUUGAAAGAUGAUUGGCACUAUCUUUCAGAUGAGUCGGCAGAUGAUCUGGACGAGAGACUUUUGCAGGAUCCGAGCCCUGUUUCGAAGUCAUCAUACAGUAGAGGUUUUGUUACGACUUCUCGCCCAGCGGCGUUGAUCGAAGACAGCGAGUGGGAUGAAGCCGAGGCAGUCGUAUAG
Messenger RNA from Neohortaea acidophila, 1188 nucleotides. RefSeq lists its product as uncharacterized. Gene Ontology annotation, biological process: double-strand break repair via homologous recombination. Lineage: Eukaryota; Fungi; Ascomycota; Dothideomycetes; Mycosphaerellales; Teratosphaeriaceae. Gene Ontology annotation, molecular function: 5'-flap endonuclease activity; crossover junction DNA endonuclease activity. Gene Ontology annotation, cellular component: Slx1-Slx4 complex. Bases 1 to 1188 code for a protein of 395 amino acids. The transcript is spliced from 2 exons. The record is from RefSeq and is a predicted model, not a curated record.